UGGCGGGACGAAGCAGGAUCUAGCGGAAUGGACAGGGAAGAUAACGGCUAUGGUGAGGAGGGGGACAUGGGCGGAGGGGGAGGUGGUGGUGGUGGGGGGGGGAAAGCCUAUCGAGGUAAGCGCCAUUCUUCUAUCCGCACGUUGACGCCCUACUCCAGGCCGCCGGUAAGUCGACUCCCAGGGGCGGGAGCUGCGCUUGUUGGUCGCGGCGGCGGCGGAGGCGGAAUUGGCGGGUCCGGCGGCAAAAGUUCAAGCGGCGGAGGUAGCGAGCAUGCUACGGCUGCGCGGGAGCGGGAAAGCGAUGGUUUGGCGGGAGGAGGCGGCGGAUUGAAUGGCGUUGACGUGCGGAGCUCGGGCGGAUGGGUGCGCGGGCUGGGGUCGAAGAUUAAGGAUCUGGCGAGCAGCACGGCCUACCUUGCGACGGGACGGCGAUGGUUUUUUGGCGGGAGAAGUGAAGAUGGCACUCAACGUCUUGAGUACAGCGAGGGUACCUCCGAUGACGACAGGACUGCCGCGCCUUCGCGGGAAACGGCGCCGUCGGAGGAGGACGGCGCGGAUCAAAGGGAGAGGAGAAGCGCGGCGGUGCCUUCCCGGGAGCCGGCGGCUUCGAUAGAGGAUGCAGAGGAUCCAAGAGAGAGGAGAACAGCUGGAGGCGCGCCCUCGAUGCGCCAGGCGGCAGCGGCAGCGGCGGCGGCGGCAGCGUCGGAAGAGGAUGCGGAAGAAGAUGCAAGGGAUAUAAGGGGUCAUCAUGGGGAACUGGUCGGAGUGGACGUAGAACAACAGCUGUCUCUGGAGCGCAUGGACUUGGAAGCGCUUCUCGAUCGUCAGACCUCUCGAGGGAUUACUAGGGAUGAGUUUGAGCGCAUUACCCGCCUUCUGCGGGCCAGGCUGGUCGACAACGAGAGGGAUGCGGCUGAUGAGGAGGGGGCGGGCAGAAGGGGGGAAAGGGGGAUAAGGAGGCGAGAGGAAGAGGAGAGAUUUCUGGACGUUGGAAGGCUUUUGGACACGAGCAGAGAGAGUGACCGAGCCCGGGCCGUCUCGUGGGAUUUAGUUGACAGGGAUCCCGAUCAGCAGCAGCUCGCACACGCGGGCAUGUCGAACUCCUCCCCCGUCGAUAUUGCCCGUAUGUAUAUCCGGGAGAGAUACGGAGAGCGUGCGGUGAUGGAGGUGAGCGAGUCCGAGCAGCAGCGGCUAAGAGGGGGAGAAAGUCAGUAUGACGAUGACGAGCAAGGUGGGAGUGCGGGGAGAGGAGGAGGCGGCGGUGGCGGCGGCGGCGGCGGAAGCUUGGGCGGGGGGGAUUUACAAGUGGCGACAGUGGGGGGGGUCGCGGGGGGGGAGGAAGAGCGACAGCGGAUGGGGGGGCAAGCGGGCCCCAGCGCGAACGGUUCUCCUCACGGGAUUUUCCCCCGCAGAACGCCCUGGAGGGCUUUCCCCACCGCGGCGGCGGAAGACAGAUUCCGCACCCCCGUGCCGUCGUCCAUCCGCUCCUCGUGGGGUAUCAUUCCGCUGUCGAAUCGGCCCAGCAGCUAUGGAAGGCGGGCGCCUUCCUCAUCUAGGGUUACUCCCCUGAAUGCGAGAUGGACCCCCCUGAGGACCCCCUUGAGUGCGUCGGCGGCGGCGGCGGCGCGGGAGCAGCAACUGAAACGUGGCAGCUCGGCAGUGGACGACGGAUGGAGCGCCGGCGGCAGCGCUAUCCGGCGAACGCGCCAGAAGCUUCCCCCAAGGGACAACAGAGAUGAGCGGGCGGUGGUGCCAGUAUUGGCCCCAAGCACAAGUGGGGUGGCUGUUGGGAGGUCCAUGGCGUUGACUCCGAGGGACAGUCUAGCAUUGCGACGGCUGAAGCAGAACGCGGGAGAAGGGAGCUCGGCUGGAGCGGCAUUGGGAAGGAGGGCUGAAGGAGGGAGAGAGGGAGAGAUUAUAAUGGCAACAAGAGAGAGCAACCUGGCCUCCAGGGACGAAGGAAUGUCGAGAUCGACACUCGCCGUAGCCCCCACACGAAUGAGUCAAACGGCCAAAAAAAUUCUGCAGACAUUAGAUAUCCUCAUGCCGUCGCCGAAGUCAAUCGAGGCGGAGCUGAAGACCAUGGCGGAUGGAAGGUUGCACCGGGACCUCGACCCAGAGCGGCUUGGAGUGCGAGCACUGCGCAGCAUGACAACCCCCUCGUCCCCUCCGCCGCUAGAUUUGAUGGAUGCAGUGACACCGCCUCCCCCUCCCCCGGGAGCGAAGGACAGCAAAUCCUCCACUUCGCAGGGGGACGGAGGGGGAGAAGCGAUGGGGGGAGGGGAGGGGUUGUUGUCGACGCCUGCACAGUAUCAUGCCGUCUCGAAAGCGAUUGUGUUGGCCGGGUCAGAUGUUAACCCUAAUAAAGAGCAGGAGGCAGUGGGCGCUGGGUCGUCACAUGCCGCCGCCAUGGAAACGAGUCCGACCACGGUGAGCACGCCAGCUGGCGCCACCUCCUCCACCCCUUUGCCGCCGGUGGCAGCACGGGGGGGUGCGGGCGCAGGAGAGGAACGCCGCCGGGCCGAAGUGGCGUUGUUGGGCCCCAUCGUGGAAGGAAAACGGCUUUUUACUGACGGCCUGAAAGCUCCCGUGAUCUCGGAGAAUAUCCCGCGAGCCGUGCUUGCCGCAGCUAAUACGGGUCCUCGCUCGAAUAGUUCCGCUGGGAAGAGCGGCGGAGGGAGACCGACGGGGAGGGGCGGGGGAUUCCGAAUGAGCGCGGUGUCCGAGGACGAAGAUGGAGAAGACGGGAAUGAGAUGGCGCCGUCCCGACUGGCGGCGGAGGUGGCGACCAAAAGCGCGCACAUGCUUGCGGAACCUCUGCGCUCGAAAUGGGAAGGCGCGGGCUCUCCUUUCGCAGCAGCCGUGGUCGCUGGUGGGUCAGCGACGGGUUCUGCCGUCGCCUCCUCUACUGCAUUUGGGUCUGUGACUGUUUCUGCCUCGAUGACGUCCUUUGCGGGAGUUAAGACGACGGCUGCAGUUACUGGAGGAGGAGGAGGAGGGAAGAAAUCUGCUGGGUUCACGUUCCCAGCGACUGACGCAGCAGCAGCAGCUGGAAAGGGGGGCUCCUCCGCCCAAGAUGUGCCUGCGAGCCCCAGGAGAAUGCCCAUUGCGGCGUCGGCAACGGGAGCAGCAGCAGGGGGACAGGCGAACCAACGUGGCGGAGCCGGCGGAGUGGCUGCAACUGCGGAAAGGGAGCAGGAUUCCGCUGCUGCAGCGGAACCUCCUGCUGGGCGGUGUACGUUCUCCUCUGCCAACGCGAAAGACCGACUGGUUUUCUCAGCAGUGCCCGGCGCUGAUCAGCAACAACAGGCAGGUGACUUCUGUUCCACUCCCAAGUUCACGUUCGCAAGCAAACAGCAGCAAGAAGCCUCGAGUGCCGGCGCCACGGCGCAGAAGCUGGUGGAGAAUAUGGCGGAAGGAGGGGGGGGGGGAGGCCAGAGUUCACUUUCGCGCCCUCCUCCUGCCAAAGACAUGGAGCCUUCUUCUUUCCCUGUGGCACCAGGUGGCCUGUUUCCAUUUGCAUCAGGCACGGCGAGCAGUUACUCGGCGGCGGCGGCAGGGAUCUUCGGUGCCACUCCUCAGUCUGCUCCAGCGCGAUUAGCAGUCGGGGCUGGUGUUGCAAAAGGAGCAGGGCAAGUGUCGGGGUCUGCUGUCGGGUUCGCUGAAGAGCAGAAAGCCAAGGGAUCAUCCCUACAAGGAGACGAGCAGACGGACAAGGAACCCUCCUCGAAAUGUCUGAAGCCUGCAAUGGCAGGAAGCUCGCCAUUCUCAGCGGCGGCUGCAGCGCCGACGACUCCGCAGUCUUCCUUGUUGUCCUUCUUGCAGGCCAACUCCGAUACCGGCGCAGGAGGCGCAACGUCGCAGGGGGUGGGGGGGGAGGGGAUGCCCGCUGCUGGGUCGGCGGCGAUGCACGGGGCCUCUGCGUCGGCAGCAGCAGGAGCAGGAGGAGGAGGAGCUAUGGUGCCCUCCUCUUCGCUGUCCUCUGCAUCUGCAGCAUCGUCGCUCUUUGGUUCAACCUUUGCUACCAAGCCUGGCGCGGCCUUCGGCGCGGGUUCGUAUGCGGCGACUGCGUCUUUGUUCACUUUCGGCUCAGCUACAGCAGUAUCUAGUGCGCCGAUGACGUUUGGCAGCGCGGUGGGGGAGGCUGGGGGUGUUUCUGGGGCGCAAGGGCAGAAAAGGCAGGCGACGACCGCGCAGACCUCAGGUGCGGCGGAAGUCUCGUUGCUCGCGUCAUCAUCAUCAUCAGCAGGAGCAGCAGCAGUAUUAGCCGCUUCCCCUCUGUUUGGGCAAGUGGUGGCGCCGCCGUCUGGAGCGGGGAGCGCAUCCGUAGGAGGAACAACGAAUGGAAACUUAACGGCGGCGGCGGCGGCGGCGGCGGCAGCGCCAUCUCUCUUUGGAGGGGGAAUGGCGGCAGGUGGGUUGGGGUCUUCUGCGGCUGCUGCAGCGACCGCGCCGGGACUGACGUCUUCGGCUUCUGGCUUCAAGUUUGGCGCUGGUUCCUCUGGUGCGGGAGUGUUCGGCGGCAGCGCCGGUGGGGGGGGAGGUGGUGGGGGAAUGCUCUUCGGGUCGACCGGCGGAGCCGCCGGGGUUUCGUCUACUAGUUCUGCCGCCAGCUCGUUGUUCGGAAGUGCGCCGGCCGCGCCGGCCUUCGGCGGGGCCGCGCCCAGUGGAGCGCCGGCAUUUGGUUCCGCAGGCUUCGGCGCUCCGCCAGCGGUGCCGCCGCCGUCCGCAGCACACGUCACUCCGUCGCCGUUUGGUGGAUUUGGCGCCACUACUCCGUCGUCGGUGAUUGGGCCAUCCUCCUCCUCGACUUCGGCUUUUGUAUUUGGCGGCGGGACCACGUCCUCUGCCUCUGGACUUGCGUCUUCCUCCGGCUUUGCCUUUGGAGUCUCAUCCUCCUCUUCGGGGAUGGUGGGCGCUUCGUCUCCCGCUCCUGCGCCCUUCACCUUCGGCGCCCCGUCGGCCAGCGCUCCGUCCGGCGGAACCUUCUUGUUCGGCAGCACUACCUCCGCCUCCUCGUCGGCGGGGUCGGGGUUAUCCUCCUCAGGCUUGUCGGCGGCGGGAGCGUUUGGGUUUGGCGGCGCUUCUGGCGCGCAGUCCGCGACUCCAUCUAGUGGACACUACGGAAGCAGUGGCACGUCUGCCGCGGCUGGAUUUGGUGGCAUGCCGUUCGGCGGCAGCUCAACGCCGGCGGCCUUCGGACAAGGAGUGGGAGGGGUCAAUAGCGCUCCGACAGGGGGGGGGGGGGGGGGGGGAGGGGUUGGCCUUGUUGCUAAUGAUGCCAACAUCAUGGAGGAGAACAUGAGUGACGAACCGCCGAACGCGGGAGUGGCAUCCGCUGCCCCCCCGCCCACGCCGUCUAUUUUUGGUUCAUCUGUGCCUGCGCCGUCGUCGGCGGGUUUCGUCUUCGGAUCAACGGCAUCCGCCGCACCAAGCGCAGGGCCGUUCGUGUUUGGUGGUGGUCAGCAGGCUACCGUAGCCCCCAAUCCCUUCUCCACUUCCAAUCCUUUUGCUAGCUCUGGUGCAGCGCCUGCUCCAUCAUCACAAGGAGGGGGGCUGGAUUUUGGAGGCAGCACCCCUGGCUUUAGCAUGGGGGCUGGCGAUCCAGCCCCUUCACGGCGAAUCGUUAAGGCCAAGAGGCCUGGCAAACGAGGUAAGUAAGAUAGAGGGGGGUUUUGGCGUUCUGCUUUUUGCUUUCGUAGGUGUCAGAUGAGGUAGACGGUCCGGCUGGUGGUGGGGAUGGUAAACAGGCUCUGCUACCUAGGCAUUCGUCUUGUACCCCUCAGUAUGCAUUUCAUCUGCCUGUCGGCGUCAGAAUGGACAAGUGUUUUGGCGGGAAAUGUUGUGCAUGAUAGCUCUCUGUCUGUGUGUGCGUGUGUGUGUGUGUGUGUGUGUGUGUGUGUGUGUGUGUGUGUGUGAGAGAGAGAGAGAGAGAGNGUGUGUGAGAGAGAGAGAGAGAGAGAGAGAGAGAGAGAGAGAGAGAGAGAGAGAGAGAGAGAGAGAGAGAGAGAGAGAAUGGAGUAGGGAAAGAAGGGAUUAGAAGAAACACUGGCAGAGAGAGGGUGGGGGGCGGGAAUCGCAGGGAAGUGUGAUGUAUGGAAGAGUUGUUGGCGGGAAAGGUUAUGGAAGAGUUGUUGGCGGGAAAGGUUGCGUGAUAGGUAGGUAUGAGAGAGGUAGGUAUGAGAGAGGAAUAGAAGUGAGAGAGGAGGAAGGUGAUAGGCGGAGGAAGGGGUGGGGAAAAGGAAGGGGUGGGGAAGAGGGGAAUGCACUGUCACAGAGAGAGAUUGGGUGAGGGGGGGGAGGUGGGUAUGUUGUCUCUUCAAUCUCCUAUGUUUUGGCGGGCUUUGCUUCGCUUUUGGUGAAGUGAAGGAGAAAGGAGAGUGCAGAUUCAGGGGGCAAUGGUGGGUGAAGUGGAGCGGAAAGAUUUUGAUGAUCCUUUGCGUGGCAGUUGCGUGCCCCGAUCAUUACGCCCGCUGGUUGCUGGGUAGUAGUCUUCAGCGCUGGGAUUUUCUGGAAUGGCUAAGCUUGUCAGGAGCAGGUUGAACAUGGCAGAAGUCGCUGCUAGUCGAGGUAGGGAGAUCAGCAUCGUGACUAGUACCUAUUGUUGUUACUCUCGUGUUUGUUUUUUCUCAUCAACAAUGCCGUAAUCGCCGUCGUCAUCAUCAUCCUUGUCUACACUUUCUGUUUUUGUAUAAGGUGAUGUAUGUCUUGCUGUGUGUGGAGGAAGCUUGCUUGCCAUGAUUCCACACCAUGGUCGCUUUCUUCUCUGUUUAUCCAUGUGAGAAUGUGCUUGCACUGCCCAUGCAAGAGGGAGAGAGAGGGAAGAGAGAGAGAGAGAGAGAGAGAGAGAGAGAGAGAGAGAGAGAGAGAGAGAGGGCGGUGGCACAUCGCAUGCAUGAGGGAGAGAGAGGGAAGGGUGGAAAGAGAGCAUGCAUGAGAGAGAGAGAGAGAGAGAGAGAGGGAGAGAGAGAGAGCGGUGGCGCAUCGCAUGCAUGAGAGGGAGAGAGAGGGAAGGGGGGGGGAGAGAGAGAGAGAGAGAGAGAGAGAGAGAGAGAGCUUGCAGAGUACCACUAGAUUUCACGAGAGAGAGAGAGAGAGCUUGCAGAGUACCACUAGAUUUCACGGCCUGCUGGGAUUCAUGAAGGGCCUAAUGUUUUGGGAGCGAUGGAGUAUGGCCCGUUGGGUCGGAGAUCGUAUGGCCUUGGAGACGGCAGGCUUUGCUUGUCUGUCAUGAAAUCGCGCCAGCCACUUCAGUCGAGGCUCCCCCAGGUUUCCUGUGAAGACGACGGAUUUUCUGGGGGAAGAGGGAGUGGCUUGUGUGGACCGCCAGAUCCAAGAUCUUACGGCCUCGGGGGAGUUUUUGUGUGGGUGGCGGGCCACGUGGCCCGUAGUACGUGUGAACCGUAGUUCCGCUAUAUCUAUCUAUCUAUGUUGUGGAGAUUUAGGGCAUAUACAUAUUCAGACGAGGACAUUUGUGGAUGUUUUUGACUGCAAUUGCGACCAGAUGCAGAGGCUUCGUGUUCCAAAAAAGGCCUGUGUAAUAAUGAAUAUAUGCCCUUCUC
Chara braunii is the source of this 7562-nucleotide messenger RNA. The record is from the annotation of a GenBank genome assembly. NCBI's taxonomy places the organism in Eukaryota, Viridiplantae, Streptophyta, Charophyceae, Charales, Characeae.